AUUUAUCUUAGAAAAUAAAAAAAUAACAAUUAAUUUCAAAUAAAUUUAAAAUAAAAAGCACAAUUAUUUUAGACUCUGCAGAACCCUCAAAUCACCCCAUGACAAAUAUGGGGAAAUUACUUUGUGAUUCAACAACCAUUGCGAAGACUUUUCAAACUUCAUCACCGAUCGUGUCAAGGAGGGACCCACAAUCACCGGAUUUAGAGGCCGUGGAUCUCGUUGACCAGACAGAGCCCGGGGAUCACAGCUCCGCAGUCGUGUUCCGGCUGUCGCAUGGAGGUGAGGUUUCACCGGAUGGGAACUGCCUGUUCACCGCGUCGCAGAGGACUAUGGCGUGUGAGAUUGACGUGCGGGAGCUCCGGAGGCGGGCUGUGAAGCGGUUCGUGGAAGACCUUGGAUCUGCUAUCGAGGAUGAGAGAGAGUCGAUAAACAAGGUAAUUAGGCAUAUGUACUCACCGGAUCUGAGGAGCGGAUGGCGUGUUCAGGUGGUUCAAGAGGUUAAGUUGUUGGCCAAGAAGGAGGAUCGCGUAGCCUUGGACUCGGCCAUUGAUGAACUCAUUCAGCUAGGAAUGCAGAGGUAAUUUUUUUUAGAUCAAACUUUCUUGGAUCUACGCAUUUGAUUAUGGGUCAAGGGUUUAGGUAAUUUUGUAAUGAAUGUUCGUUUGGUUC
Messenger RNA from Rubroshorea leprosula, 669 nucleotides. NCBI's taxonomy places the organism in Eukaryota, Viridiplantae, Streptophyta, Magnoliopsida, Malvales, Dipterocarpaceae. The record is from the annotation of a GenBank genome assembly.